Protopterus annectens (West African lungfish) is the source of this 1716-nucleotide messenger RNA. RefSeq names its product kelch-like protein 10. The record is from RefSeq and is a predicted model, not a curated record. Gene Ontology annotation, molecular function: protein binding. The coding region runs from base 1 to 1716 and encodes 571 amino acids. The transcript is spliced from 5 exons. Lineage: Eukaryota; Metazoa; Chordata; Ceratodontiformes; Protopteridae.
AUGAGCUCCAUGGGUUUUGACAUCUUCAAUAAAUUCAGACUGGAUGGUAUACUCUGUGAUGUAAUUAUUGUGGUUGCUGGAAAAGAGUUUAAGGCUCACAAGAAUAUCAUGUGUAGCUGCGGUUCUUAUUUUAGGACUUUGUUUACCAGUGGCUGGAGCAGUACAGAGAAAAUGGUAUAUAACAUUCCUGGAGUUGCUCCAGACAUGAUGAAUGCAAUCAUAGAAUAUGUUUACACUAGAAGUAUCUCCAUCACAGUUCACAACGUGGAGCAACUUCUGAUUGCAGCAGAUCAGUUUGAUGUGUUAGGCCUUAAAAAGGAUUGCUGUAAAUUUCUUGAGUGUCAUCUAUGCAUAGAUAACUGCAUUGGAAUUUAUAGGUUUGCAGACUACUACUAUUGCCCUGAAUUGAAACACAAAACCCAACUCUUCAUUCUUUACAACUUUGAGAAGAUUGUAAAAGUAUCUGAAGAACUUUUGCAGCUCCCAGCUUUUGAACUUUCAGAAAUAAUUGAGAAAGAUGAUUUGAAUGUCAAGCAGGAGAAUGUGGUCUUCAAAGCUAUUGUAAAAUGGAUAUCUGGUGACCCACAUGACAGGAAGAAAUAUAUGCCACUUUUGCUUACAAAGGUACGGCUGGCAUUACUUGAUGCUGAGUAUUUCAUGUGCGAUGUCAAAAAUAACGACUAUGUGAGAGAUAAUGAGGCUUGCAAGCCUAUUAUAAUAAAUACCCUGAAAGUAAUAAAUCAACUCAACAUGAGUGGACCUUCAUACCUGAAUUAUAGGUACCUGCUAACUAGGCCCAGACUUCCAGAUACUGUCCUCUUUGCUUUUGGUGGAUGGAGUAAAGGCACUACCACAAAUAGUAUUGAAGCAUUUGAUGCUCGUGCUAAUAGCUGGGUGAAUGUCACAUGUCAUGGAGAAAGCCCUCGUGCUUAUCAUGGUGUAGUAUAUUUAAAUGGAUAUGUAUAUCUUAUUGGAGGGUGUGACAACAGGGAUAAAUUUAACACUGUCCGAUGUUUUGAUCCUGUAAAAAAGAUGUGGCAUGAGGUUUCAUCCAUGCAUUCAAAGCGUUGUUAUGUUAGUGUGACUGUACUGAAUAACUUAAUUUAUGCACUCGGGGGAUGUAAUGAUCACAGCUGCCUUAGUACAGCAGAGCGAUAUGACCCAGAAACUGACCGGUGGGCCUUGAUUUCCUCCAUGCAUUAUCGAAGAAGUGAAGCCAGUGCUGCUGCCCUUCACGGAAAGGUGUAUAUAUGCGGUGGCUAUACUGGCUAUGAAUGCUUAUCCAGAGCUGAAGCAUACAGUCCAGAAACCAACCAGUGGAAUUUGAUAGCAUCUAUGACAUGGAGACGAAGGGGAUUAGGAGUGGUUACAUAUCAACAAUGUAUUUAUGCGGUAGGAGGCAGUGAUGGAAUCAAUGAACUACAUCGUGCAGAGUUCUACAAUCCUCUUAAAAAUAUCUGGAGAACCAUCUCUAGCAGUUUCAUUCAUCGUAGCAAAUUUGGAAUUGAAGUGAUGGAUGACUUGCUCUUUAUUGUAGGUGGUGUCAGUGGCUUUACCACCAUUUACCACGUUGAAUGCUAUAAUGCAAAGACAGAGAAAUGUUAUAAAGCCUCUGAUCUCGGUAUAGGCCGCAGUGGUUUGAGUUGUUGUGUCAUUCCAGGCUUGCCAAAUGUUAGAGAGUAUGCAGUUCCAAGAGACAGCUAUAAUGAGAUUUAA